AUGGAUAUUCAAGACCUUAGAGGUACACCAACUCCAUUUGAACGAUCACUUCUUGAUAGAAACGAAUAUUUUAUAUCACAACCUCAAAAUGGCAGAAUUACCUAUUAUUGGAAAUACACUAGAACCAUCAAAUAUAGUAUAAUUAAAGAUUUUUUAAGUUAUUUUGGUAAACCAAGAUACAUCGAACAACCUUAUAUAGAAACAAAUAUAC
Messenger RNA from Dentiscutata heterogama, 211 nucleotides. NCBI's taxonomy places the organism in Eukaryota, Fungi, Glomeromycota, Glomeromycetes, Diversisporales, Gigasporaceae. The record is from the annotation of a GenBank genome assembly.